Clarias gariepinus (North African catfish) is the source of this 2953-nucleotide messenger RNA. It is a transcript of the gene kbtbd7, whose product is annotated as kelch repeat and BTB (POZ) domain containing 7. Bases 282 to 2138 code for a protein of 618 amino acids. The transcript has a single exon. Gene Ontology annotation, molecular function: protein binding. Lineage: Eukaryota; Metazoa; Chordata; Actinopteri; Siluriformes; Clariidae. The record is from RefSeq and is a predicted model, not a curated record.
GCGGGUGAAACGGGCUCUCUCAAUCCUCGACUAUGAUGGAAAAUAUUAUACAAUCCAGUGUUUAUUUAAUAACCAUGGCUGCGCUUUGAGACAAACAAGCGCUGCUUCUUUAUAGCAUUGAGAGCUUGUUAUGGUGUCACAGCUGGGAAUGUGGAUGAAACAGCUGGCCACAGUGCGACUGAACUGAUGCAGAAUUUACGGAGGUAAAUCCGACAGGAGAGACAGAGGGGAAAGAGAGAGAGAGAGAGAGAGAGAGAGAACUGGAUGUCAUUCAGCUCGUGAUGGCUUCGGGAAGCUGUUUCAGUGGACCGGAGGAACUCGAGGAUUUAAGCCAUGCACUGAAUUUGAUGAGAGAACUGAAAUGUUUCUACGACUCCCAACUUCUGGUUGAUGUUCGUAUUGAAGUGGACGCAGGACCGGAGACCUCGGGAUGCUCCUCCAGACCGGAAACACAGACAUUUUUCCAGUGUAACCGCAACAUCUUGGCGGCAGCAAGUCCAUAUUUCAAAAGCAUGUUCACAGGAGGGCUGUACGAGAGCACUCAGAGUAAGAUCACGAUUCACGACGUGGACGCGGAGUCCAUGGCGCUCAUUAUAGACUACUGCUACACCGGCAGGGUCAGCAUCACUGAAGCCAAUGUGCAGAAGCUUUACUCAGCUGCCAAUAUGCUGCAGGUCGAGUACAUUAGACACGCCUGCGCUGAUUUCAUGACCAGAAGGCUGGAUUUGUCGAACUGUACAGGCAUCUUGAAAUUUGCAGACACCUUUGACAACAUGGACCUGAAAAGCAAAGCGCAAGCUUUCAUAGCGAAGCACUUUUCUCAGCUCAGUGCCAGCGGUAAGGAGCUGUGUGAACUGGACAUAAAACAAAUCAAAGAGAUUCUCGCUUUGGAUUCCCUCGAUAUUGACUGCGAGAGGAAAGUGUGUGCUGUUGCAGUGUGUUGGAUCGAACAUAAUCUGUCUCUGAAAACGGAAGACGUGUUGUACAUCCUUAAAUGUGUCAGAUGGUCACUGUUCACGGAGAAAGACCGGUUCUAUUUAGAUAGCCUUAAAUCAAAACCUUUUAUUAAAAGACACCUGCCGAGUUUGCCAGAUUUGUCAAAUACGGGAGAGAGCAGUGUCAUUUCUAUGAACCAUACAAAACAGAGAAUUGGGAAAAGUGCAAAAGAAAUGGUCCUGUUUUUUGGCCGACCAAAUGAACCGUUCAUGUGUUAUGACCCGUACACUGAAGAGAUCUACUCCAUGUCAUCCCCUGCCAUUAAUCUCAUGAAUCAGAACUUUAAACGUUCUCCCAUGGAGACGUUUUUAGUUUGCGUCACACCAGAGAACAGCCUGUACAUAGCGUCACACUUGUCAAAGCACUUUUGGGUGUAUGAUCCAUUGCUGAAUUCCUGGCAAGAGCUGGCUGAAAGACUGCUAGGGAGAAUGCAUUCAUACAUUGGCUACCUCAGUGGGCACAUAUACAUUCUUGGUGGUCGGGACCCAGUAUCUGAUGCCAGACUAAAGGAGGUUGAGUGCUAUAGCAUUCAGAGGAACCAGUGGAUGUUUGUCGCUCCUUUGCCUCAUUCCUUGGGCAAGAUGCAAGUUGUGACAGUAAAUGAGCAACUAUAUGUAGUGAACAAGCGAAGAAUAUUGUGCUACGAGCCCAAGAGAAACCAUUGGCUCCAGCGUGGCUCUUUAAAACGCAACAAACUUCACAAAGCCUGUGUCUUUCUGGAUCAGAUCGUCUGUCUUUGUGACAUCCCAGUAGUAAAGGUGUAUAACCCAGUCCGAGGUGAAUGGAGACGCAUCGCAGACAUACCCAUCGAUAGCAGUGCUCUAAACUACCAAGUUGUGCAACACAGAAAUAAACUGCUCCUGCUUACUCUUGCCAUUGUCCAUCACAACAAAAACAGACUUGUCAUACAUGAGUUCGACGCUUCUAGAGACACGUGGAAAAACGUGGUCACCAUGUUCGGGUCCUCGUUUGGCUCAAUAAGUCUCUCUGCACGCAUUUACACGGCUUGCCUUAGUUCAGGACAGAACUUUGUUAGCGAAGAGGAUGAUGACAGUGGUUCCAGUGUAGACUGGGACUUUGGAUUGACUGAUGCCGACUCAGAUUCUGGCAGCUCGAGCUCUUUUUCUGAUGAGAAUUGGUAGCAAACGCUGUCUGGAAAUUUCAGUGUUUAUUUCAUGGCUGUAUUUUUUGUGUAUUUAAGUGACAUAAAAGGUCUUAAAGUGAUACAAAAACUCCAUCUGAUGAUAAGCUUUGCAGAACUGUACAGAUAUUAUGUGGCUGGCCAUAAUUAACAUCAUUUAUGUAACAGCACAGAGGCUUUGCUUUUACUUGAAUUUAUAUUAUUUGUAUCGGUAUUACUGAGUUAAAGGGUACUGUGUUAAUGAAUACCAGAAGAUGAUAAAUUAUUUUCUUAGAUUAAUGAUAACAAAAUUGGUGCUUUUACAGGAUAAAGUGUAUCUUGUUUUUUUAUGCUUUUACAGAUACAGACCAUUUUAAAUAGCCUAUAUUUUCAGUUUUUAAAUACCUAAUACAUUUCAGUUAGAUUUCUAUUUUGGUGCAUAUAACCAUAUUUUGGAUCUUAUUUCUUUACACACAUCUAUUUCACAUUUACAUUUACACGUAGGCACUGAAUGAAUGUGUAUUGAAAGGGUGCCACAUGUCUGAGUUGUCCGAGUUCUCUGUUUCGUGCUACCUGCCUAAAACUUGUAAUUUAUGAGGACUGGAAAUGCUAAGUGUAGAAAUGUGUGUGUGUGUGUGUGUGUGUGUGUGUGUGUUGAAAUGUACUAGCAGCCCAUGAGAGUGUGUAGAGUGUAUUCCUUCCUACAGGGAUUGGCUUUGGAUUCACUGCAGCCCAGACCAGGAUCAAGCUCUUCCUGAAAACGAAUGGAUGUCUGUAGAACAUAAAAUGCUUUAGUGCUCCAGUUUGUUUGUUUAUUCCUAACCAAGCCAUAUUUUA